Xenia sp. Carnegie-2017 is the source of this 1493-nucleotide messenger RNA. Its product is annotated as telomere length and silencing protein 1 homolog. The transcript has 3 exons. Gene Ontology annotation, cellular component: spliceosomal complex. NCBI's taxonomy places the organism in Eukaryota, Metazoa, Cnidaria, Anthozoa, Malacalcyonacea, Xeniidae. Gene Ontology annotation, biological process: mRNA splicing, via spliceosome. The record is from RefSeq and is a predicted model, not a curated record. The coding region runs from base 303 to 1229 and encodes 308 amino acids.
CUCAACCGAGGUUACAGAAUUUUCCUCGGAUUCACUUGACAUUUUGUUAGUUGCUUCUGUUUGCAAUGCAUUCUCUUCACAAUUUUAAUUAUUUGAAGUAUUCCUCCUUGACACGGGAGACCGCUGUCAUAUAUGAUUGCCAUGUGAUUGCACAGCGGUUCUACGAUCCUUUUAGUUCCCCGUAGCUUCCUACUUUUCAAACAAAUCUAUCCAUCAAGAUCCAAAAAGAUUCAUGUUAAGAAUAUUUAUUUGUAUUUUUAUCCUAGACAGCUUGUCUUCAAGACACUUUUUCAAUAAAAAAAAUGGGCAAACGAAACUACAGAAGACGACGAGACAUAGAAGAAGAAGAAGGAGACAUUGACCACGAGAAUGAUAGUUUGGAGAGCCUGGAGACUCGUAAAGAAAUUCAAAAACUUCGUAAAAGACAGAAGGGUCUGAGUGCCACUGAGCUCGCUUUAGGGGAAAGUUUGCCCGAAAGAGAUAAAACUGAUGUCGCUGAUCCUUACAAAAGCAAAACAGGAGGCAUGUUAGAUAUGGACAUGAUUAAGGACAGAGAUCGAGAUAGAGAAGGUGAAGAAAAAGAAAGGUCGAUAUCUCUUGGUAGUAGUUUUGCUGUCGAAACGAACAGGCGAGAUGAGGAUACACAUAUGUUGAAAUAUAUUGAAGAUAAAAUGAAAGCAAGAAGUGGCGAAUGUGAUGAAGAUGUAAAGGCAGUGAAAGUUAAGUCAAAGGAGGAUGCUUUAUUUGAAUUGCCUGACAAACUUAAAGUCAAAUCACAACUAAAGCAGUCCGAAGAGAUGUUGUCAAACCAAAUGCUCUCAGGAAUACCUGAAGUCAAUCUUGGAAUCCAGGCAAAAAUACGUAACAUUGAGGCUACUGAGGAAGCCAAGAUGAAAAUGAUUGAAAAGCAACGCAAUAAAUGUAGUGAAGGACCUUCUAUUAUGGUUCCAACCAAUGUUGCUGUGGAUUUCAUGCAACAUAAUCGAUUUUAUGAUGAACGGAAAUCAAUUGAAGCAGAGAAGAAAAAAAUGCAAAAGCAAGCUAAGGAGCAUGAAGAAAGUAAACCACAAGGACCAACAGUAACAGCUGAAAGUCUUGGUGUGGGUAUUGAUGGUGAAGAUGGUACAAAUAGCUACAAAAAGGGUGGUAAACAACAUGAUAAAGCUUCAGACGAUUUCUUUUUUGAGAAAUUCAAAAAUAGGACUCAAGAUUCCUGGAGAUAUCGGUAGUGAAGGUAUUUUGUGAAAUGUAAAUAAAUUUGUUUUUUUGGUCAAAUGUUCUAGCACAAUUGCCAUCAUUUGUGAAGAUUUUAAUGGGGGGAGUUUCAACAAUUGGUAAUGAAUAUUUGACUUUGUGCAAUCAUUUCUUUGCUUGAAAUCCUUAAUUGUCUUUCUAUUUUGGUCAAAUGCAAAUAAUUUUUUAUCAUGUUGUAUAGUCGGUGAUUUUCAUUUAUGUAAUGAUGUUAAAUAUAAACACAGAAGUGACAAUACUUA